GUCGGAACAAUAUGAGGGUGUAGGGAGCAACCCUAGCAGCUGCGCGUUACUGGCGUACGCAUCACGAGGGCGCAUACGAAGGCCCACCUGGUUAUGCGCGCUCCCCAUUCAACUCGGUAUCGACCGGUCGUUCGCGUUUCGUUUUCCGCCUAAGUACAAAAUCGAAAUCCCUCGGAUCGGCGGAAAAAGGGAACAUAGGGCCGAGGCCAAUCGGGAUAACAUAAAAUUGUCGAUCUGCGACGUCGUCGUCGACGAUGUGCGGGCGCGAAAGUCGACGGCGUCCGUGUUUUUCGUGUGCGCGUUCAACGAUAGAAGAAGCGUCGCGACGGCGGACGCCGCCGCUGUCAUAAACAAAGUGCGCUCAUGGCGUCCGACCGGUCGUCCAUUUUUGCGCGCAAUCGGCCGACGAUUAUCGUCAAUUCGACAUGCUAGUGCGUGAGGUGGUUCGAUUUUCGUCGCGAUGAUGGAUAAUAUCGGUAAGAUGAUCGAACACCAGGCGCUGAACGAACAGGGGGUUGAUGUUAAUGAAACAGUAGACGCGCAGUCCGUACGCAUGAGGCUCGUACCGAGGGCCGUUGUCGAGAGGCGGUUAGUGAAGCAAGAGGAGGCCGACGGAGCCCUAUCCGUCAUCGUCCAGGCCCAGGAGGAGUCCAGGGACUCGGAGCUCCUUAGUCCUGGAAAACUUUCCCCGACGUCAGUCAGCGUCGCCAACAUGAUAGACACCACCGACUUUCGCACGUUACAACCUGAACCGACGUAUCAGACGCUGACGUCCGUUAACGGGAGAAUGUCGCCCCCGGGGUACAGCCCCAGUUCGUCUUAUGCGACGUUGACGCCGCUACAGCCGUUGCCCCCCAUCUCAACGAUGUCCGACAAGUUCGCGUACGGACACGCUAGUAAUGUUACCGGUUCCUUCACCGUCAUGCAAAACAACGGUUUGGGUAUCGGCCUGGGUUUGGGAGUGAACGUAAACACCGCGUAUGCGAUGCCUAACAUGGACAUCACGCCCCCGCACAACUACUCGUCACCGGGAAUGGGCAUGCAACAGCAACCGAGCCCCAUCAGCCCCCAAAGCGCCUAUAGCCAAAACGGAUUACCCUCGCCUCAGAAGAGCAUGUCGCCCCCGAGUUACGAUUCCCCGUACGGGACUCAACGUGAGCUCGUAGGAAGACAACUUCAGAGUCCUCAACUCAGCCCUCCGUCGGCAUCUUUGAACUCGCCCGGUGGUAGUUUGGUAACUAGUUUUAGUGGUGCAACUCUGAACGGACUGACACUUCAACACCAUCCACCGACGUUGGUCCAAAUCGCAGCACCUCCUCAAAGGGAAUGUUCGCCCUCGCCGCCAGUUCUAAGUCUCCAGCAACAACCCGCGCAACAACAGCAACAACAGGUCCAACAACAAAACCAACAACAACAACAGUCCGUUCAGCAGAUUCCUGCCAAAGGAUCCUCGCAGAACGCACUCAACGUGACCACGAUCUCAACGGACGUCGAGGAAAUUAACACCAAAGAAUUAGCGCAAAGGAUCAGCGCCGAAUUGAAGCGAUAUAGUAUACCGCAGGCCAUCUUCGCCCAAAGGGUUUUAUGCAGAUCCCAAGGGACGUUAUCGGACCUGUUGAGAAACCCGAAACCGUGGUCGAAACUCAAAUCGGGACGCGAGACCUUCAGGAGGAUGUGGAAGUGGCUUCAAGAACCCGAAUUUCAAAGGAUGUCCGCCCUGAGGCUUGCAGCUGCACAGAUACCUCAACGAGGCAACAAUGAAGAAUUUCUUUGUUCUUCAUUAGGUUGCAAGAGGAAAGAAGACAAUGCGAAUCAAUCAGAUCAAAUACCUACACCCAAGAAGCCCAGAUUGGUUUUCACCGACCUACAACGUCGUACACUUCAGGCUAUUUUUAAGGAAACAAAGCGACCGUCGAAAGAGAUGCAAGUGACAAUUGCAAGACAGCUAGGACUGGAGCCAACGACGGUUGGAAACUUCUUCAUGAACGCGAGAAGACGGUCUAUGGAUAAAUGGAAAGACGAAGAUCCGAAGGCGGCGAACACGAUUUUGCACCAACAGUUGUCGCCGGGUAUGGACCACGACGACCAAGAUAACGAUGUAGAUUUAGACAAUGAAGUCGACGAGGAUGACGUGUUGUGACAUGCGUUCCGUGAUCGACAACUAUUGAUGCUGUGAACAUUGUUGCAACACUCGCGUGCGACCAGCAAAAUAAAACAAAAUAAUAAGUAUAAAGUAAAAAUAAAAGUAUAAAAUAAAGUAAAAAAAAAUAAACAAGGAGACGAUGAAAAAUAACAUGAGAAGACACAAAGAUAAAGGGAGGAGAACAGAGAACCUCGUUCGACUGUGGCAGGAUGUAUUUGACCUAUAGGGGUUCACUUGUUUUUAUAUUUAUAUGAAUCUAUGUUAAUAGUGACCAGAUCUCUAAAAAAGUUCAACGUGAUGAUUGAAAACUACUAGUCAUUUGUUGAGAUUUAAAAAGAAAACUGUAAUAGAUGUAAAACGACGAAAAAAAAACAUUCUCGUGUAACAUUCCUACGUAAAUUUAAAUAUUUUGUACAACCGGAACGAGAUGGACGACUCGAAGUGUUAAUUUCUUUGGUUGUAAAGUACACUUGUGAUAAUAUCAGGUUCGUAAAUAAAAAAGAAAAUCUUAACAUUCCUUUUCGAAUAUUUCCGUUAUUGUUUGGUUUAGUAAAGGGUGCUUUAAAUAUAAAACGGCGAUUUUUCCCAUUCAGAUUGCUUCAAGUACACCAUUUUUUUAUAUUCAUAAAUAUAGUGCGCGUCAAAUGUAACCCUUUCCAUCAAAUUUCACAAACGAUUUUUAUUUUUUAUUACCCCAAAUGUUUUAGUAAACAAAAUUGUUUGAGUUCAGUUAAUCUUUUCUAACCGAAUGAAAUCUGCAACUUAUUUGUUAGUUGCAUUAAGAGAUAAAUAAUACUGUACUUUAUUAAUAUGGAAACGUCUCAAUGAUUAAAGAAUUCAGUAUUUGUUACAGUAGUAAAUUCCAUUUGUUUGAAAAGAAGAUAUGAGGUGAAAUUUUUAUAUAUUCCUAAAGAAAAUGAUGUUCGUCUUAUUUAAUUCUAUUAGAAAAUACUGUAUGUAAUAUAUAGAGUUUACAUAAAAACAUUUCACAUUAAAAUAGCAGGGCUAAUAUAAAAUAGAAAUCGACGUGUUUUGGCUCAUAACGAAACAAUGAACCGUUUUUGAAUCAAUCAUGUGUUAAAAUUAUGCAUUUAGCUACAAUGCAUAGACAAGUCCACUCGAUUUAGAGACUGAUAUCUUCGCAACCGUUCGAUAAAAAAAAUUGCGCCAAAGUUUGUUGUAAUCCCUGAACAUUUCAAUGUAACAUAUGUAUGUAUAUGAAUUAGAAAAUUUUGCGGCGCCGCGUUUUUCUUUUUAUCACGAAUUAAAUGAAAAAGUACCCGAUUUUUGAGGGUAUCGGCAACUUUGUCCACCUUGCGAUUUUUUUUCUCAAGAACUGUCGAACAGUGGUAGCUUGCCUGAUCGACCAAAAAAUUACGUCUUUUGGUCGGUUAGUUUUUGAAAAAAAACAUCGCAAAGUUGAGAAAGUCGGCUAUCUUUUUCGAUAAAUUCGUGAUAUAAAAAAACCGUUUAGCCGAAAUUUUUCAAAUUCAUUUAUGUUACUUAGAAAUUUUCAGUGAUUACAACAAACAUAACCGCUAUUUUUUUCAUCAAGCGGUUACGAAAAAAUCGACCUCUAAAUUGAGGGGCUUUGACUUUGAAAUUUUAAUUAAUAAUUUUUCAUAUAUCGGUUUAAUUUUGUUCGGGUAUGUUAGGAAAUGUAAUGAUUGUGUUCCAUCUUGAGGUUUAGUUGUAAAAAGUAAGCAUAAGCUGGCUAAAAUGAGCUGUUUUAGACAAAUCCCGAGGUGGAUUCAACUAUAUUUUAAAAUAUGUAAUGUUUAGUUAUUUGAAGAUUCUGUUUGGGAAAAAAAUAUGUUAAACGUUUCAAAUCAAAAAAAAAAAAAGAAAAAGAAUUAAAUAAAUUGCGAAAGACAAUAAAAUAAACGUUAAGCCGUCGUAGUCACUUAUAAAGCAUUCUGCACGUGUAAAUAGUAAAAAAAUACUAUUUAUAUAUUUAUUAAUUUAUUUAUAUUAUAAUAUCGUUCCAAGUUUUUUUAUAUUGUAGUUUUUUUACUUAUUAAUGAUUUAUGGGCGCUUUUGUUUGUUUGAAAUACAGGGACGUGCUUCCAAAAUUAAAUACUUAAUUUUUAAAAUCGGAGUUACAGUUUGUGAAGCGAUUUAUUUUUUUAUUUUAUACUGUAUUAAUUAAAGUUCCAACUUUGUAAAUGUUGUGUAUGCAUUAAUUUAGUUACAAUUGUGAUCCUGAUUUUUUUUACUGUUUAUUACAUAGAUUUUUUUCGUUUUUUACGAAUAGGUCAAAUACAACAAGAUAACUUUACAUAAAAAAUACAAGAAAAUAGAACGCAGAUGUAUUUUCUACACAAAAUAUGUACUUAGGUGAACAAAAAACCUUUUAGGGUAAAACAAGAUUAUAUUUUAGCACAAAAAUUUGGUAUAUUAAUGUCAUGGAUGAUACGUUUUUGUGUAAGGGAAAUACCGCGUGUUCUUAAAAAAUCGAGGGUACACUGUGCCCGUAGAGCACCUAUUUUGCGUACCAAAAAAAUUAAAAAAGAGGUUUUCUUAAGAGAAAAUGUAUUAUAUUAAUUGUAUAGCUUUUUUUGUUUUCUUUUUAUUGAAAAAAUUAAAUACUUAGAAAUAAAUAGAAAGUAAAAAAUAAUAACAAUAAUACCAACUAUGCUAUAGUUGUACACUUGUGAUUUAAUUAUUAUUAUUAUUUAUAACUUAGGAGGCUUUAUUAUUUAUUUAUUUUUUUAAAGUUUUAUACCUCUUUAUUAUUUAAAAUAUAAGUUUAUUACUUAGACCGGCGUAGUUCUUUUGUUUACACUUCGUGUUUUUCUUAAUAAUUUUUUACGAGUAGAGAAUGACCAAAUGUUGUUAUUAUUUUUUCCUUUUUUUAGUUUGUACAUAAAUCUAAAUGAGAAAAAUAUGUAUAUUAAAAUGACGUAUGAUCAGGAAUCACUUUUGCUACUAAAUUGGUCGAGACGACCGGUCAUUUUUGUAUGUUGGGCGUAAAACAUCCCUUAGCUUUCAAAUUGAGCUUUGUAGAUAUUUACAAACAAGAAACUAAUAAUAACUUUUGUUUAUAAAUAAAAAUCAGUAUCGAUGUACGGUUAUUUAUAUAUUAAACAAAAAUAGACACGGUGACAAUGUUUUGGUGUCACAAAAUGCCUUAAUACCAUGUAGAUUGAAAGAAAAAAACAUUGUUUACAAAUUAGUCAGCACUGUCUUUCCUGUAAUAGUUCAUUUCUAGUCAUUUUUAAAUAAAAAACGGAAAAACAUUUAGUUUAGUGAAGAACUAACCACUUGACAAAUAAAUACUCUCGAACAGCCAAUAUUUGAAAUGAUAAUAUUGGCUGUCCAACCUGGCGGGUGCUGUAUUUUUUUUUAAUGUAUUGUUUUGUGAACUUUGUGCAAUCCCCACCUAUUAGUGUUGACAGCACCCUCUAGUCAUUGAUUGUGUGUAAUACAAACUGUUCUGCACGACUAUGCACCUUAUUUACUAUUUAUUUUUAAACGUCGACGGUGGACAGAUAGAAAAAAAUAAUAAAAAAAAUUAUAUUCUUAAUUAUUACGUAUAGGGAAGGGAGAAUUCCGCAGCCAACCCAAAUCAAGGUUUCGUGAAAUAUUUUUAUUUUGGCCACACCCCGAAAAUAAUUAAAGAAAUUACUAAAAGUUAAAAAAAAUAUAUUUAAUUUUUAGUGCAAUAGUCAGUCAAGUGUAUGAAAAUGGCAAUACCAUAUCCAAUGAAAUAAGGUAAAAAUGACGAUACAAAGUGUAUUUCGUGGGCAACACGAAUGGACACAGUUCUGUAGAAAAUAGCAUUGAUUAAAGAAAUAUUUAAAAUAAA
Messenger RNA from Onthophagus taurus, 5951 nucleotides. Its product is annotated as homeobox protein onecut. Gene Ontology annotation, molecular function: RNA polymerase II cis-regulatory region sequence-specific DNA binding; DNA-binding transcription factor activity, RNA polymerase II-specific. Gene Ontology annotation, cellular component: nucleus. The record is from RefSeq and is a predicted model, not a curated record. Gene Ontology annotation, biological process: regulation of transcription by RNA polymerase II. NCBI's taxonomy places the organism in Eukaryota, Metazoa, Arthropoda, Insecta, Coleoptera, Scarabaeidae.